CAAAUGGCGUCUCGUCGCCUCUGCCGGGCUGCCGAACUCAACGCGAAACCCAAGGAAACGUCAGAAAACUUCAAAACUCAAGGCGAAAACAGCUGCUAUACGCUCAAGAAGACGCCGAUGUCCGUUACUGAAGACCUAGAAACAUGCAACCGGGGUAAAUCAGUAAUGGACGUAGUAAUUAAGCCAACACUCGCGCAUGUUUUUAGCAAGUACGAACCUUUCCCGUAUGAAAGUGCGAUGAUGUUUCGGUCUUGAGACAGAUCACGCCGCUACGUUUCGGCAGGUUUACGCAGAAAUGCAUUCCUAUAGCGUGAUUGUAUGCCACGACAAGUUUCUUUCAUCGGCGGUCGUCGUCGUCCUAGGCGUCGCAGCGGCGUGCGUCUUGUGGCUGGGCGUUCUCUCGGGAGUGACUGUGAUAUGUUCCUUCAUAUGUGGCUGUGUCUGGAUGCGCCUUCUCAAGCAUGGACACUUUGAAGUCCCGGACUUGUUCGUAACAAGGAAGCGAACGGAAAAAAGGGGACCGCGGCGUCGUUUCUGUGACGCAGCUGGCGGUGCGGCAGACGAAUACGCUCUUUUUCCAUGGAAAGAUCUCAAAGUGCCAAAGGAAGUCGACCAGGCGCUACAGUCUUUCCUUAACGGAAUUCUGCGUGAAUACGUGCACGUUUGGUUUCGGGACGUUAGUGGCGAUCAAGCUUUCGUUCACGAACUGCGCCUUGUGCUUCGUCACCUGUUGGCCGCCUUGUGCCGGCGCGCUGCAGACGUCGAUCUGGUACGCUUCAUCACGGGACCCGUUGCGCAGGCCGCCAUAUCUCACCUGGACGCGAUCCUCAGGUCUCGCGUUGUGCUCUCCGACGCUGCUGACCAGGGUCGCCUGGUAUUGAGCAGCAUGGGAUCACAAGUGCAUGUCGCUGUUGGAAGUCGUGAAGCAGAGCAUCAGUACUUGCGGCUUUUGUCGGAGAGCCUUGUAUUGCGACUACUACCGGCUCGCUAUGUCAAGUGCAAAAGCGCUUGCACGCUUCUACGUGAGCUUCUUGGGAACACCGUCCUUCUGAAAGCGAUGGAUGUGAUCGCAGACCCGGACAUUGUGAAUCACCUUCUCCUCUUUUUUUUAGACAAGGCGCCAAUGACUAUCCUUCCGCUCGACUGUCAGCGUGUGGAAUUCUUGGAGAACUUUGUGAAAGCGCCACCGUCGCCUUCUCACGGCGUCCGUCACUCGCGCGAUCUCCAGUCAGUGCUUGGUGAUCCUGCGACCGAGUCCUCAUUCUUGGAAUUCCUUCAAGACCAGGGCGCACGGCACCUUUACGACUUUUACAGUGCGCUUGACAAGUUUCAUUUGCGGAUAUUGAACCCAGAACUAAGCCCUGAGGAUCGGCUUCAGUUGCAUGACCAAGCAAAUGAAAUUUACAUUGAAUACAUGGCAGAGGACACUCCCAAAAGAGUGCCCCUUGCUCCAGGGACGGCUGAAAAGGUACAUGCUAUCCUUGAACGUGGUCCUGAUGAAAUUAUUGAACUACAAAAGUCUCCUUUGCUAUAUGCAGCAUCAGACUGUGUGUACUCACUUCUUGAAGAAGUCUUCUGUCCAUUGUUUUUUGAGAGUGAUAAAUACUUUGAGGUUAUAUGCAAAGUACGGGCCAUUGCGCAAGUGCAGAAAGGCCAAGACCGCAUCCCUGGCAAGAGCUGGAGUGUAGCAAAACUUGGUCACAAACUGAAGGAUGCUUUCUGGGCCACUGCCGAUGAUGGCCUGGAAGAAGGUGCACCACAGGAGGCUGUACAAUGUGCUGAAGAACCACAGGUGCCAGAAGUGCCAUUAAUUACAAAUGACUCAAGGUUAAAAGACUUGACUGCUUGGAGGGUCUCUAUUCCAAGAACAGAGACUAGAGUUGACAUGCAGCACAGACACUAUGUUGCAUUUGUAGUGGAAGUUCAGCGCAUUGACGUUGGCAAUGGAGAUAGUCCAGAAGACUUACACUGGUCAGUUGUACGGAGGCAUCACGAGUUCUAUGUACUUGAAGCAAAGCUUCUGGAGUUCCAUGGAGAGCUUGCAGUCACACCUCUGCCACCACGUAGGUCACCAGCCAGACAGCAGUUGCAGGCAUGUCGCAUCGUGCUUGAAAAGUAUCUCCAAGACCUACUUACUUUGCCGCCUCUGCGAAGCUCCGAGUUGCUGUACAGUUUUCUCCGCCUCGACGUAGAGUUCACAGCCAGCUUUCUGCCUGACAUCCGCCUGGGAAAGAUGUUUCGUACUGUGCCAAUGCGGCUUCUCAAAGAAAAGGGACAACAUCUGGAGCCAUUUCUACAAACAUUCCUUGCGUCCACGCAACAAGCACCACCACGUCCACGUCCAGACUUUCUGGAUGUGCCCAGAAGGCAUGUGCGGCCACAGCGUGCACCUCUGCUGCAAAAGAACCGGCAGGGCCCGCCACGAUCAUCAUCUCAACUAUGUGUCCAGAGUAACACCAUGGAGUUUGUGUAUGACUAUGGUGUUCACCUUGCCGAUGUUCUCUUUCACGCUGCACCAUGGCUGCUGAGGCUUCUCCAUGCUUUGGUUCCUCUCCUGCGGUGCUCAGUCCAGGGAGUCACUGAACGUUAUCUGGAAGGCAAGCUAAAACAAGCUCUUGCCCCAGGGCGGCUAACACUCAUUAUAAACUUACUCAGUGAGGCUGUGCUGCGCGAAGAUGAACCACCAAGAACCCAGGCACAAAAAUGCGCACGAGCUACAGAGACACGCCUCGGAAUGGAGCAGUUCCUUCCAGACAUUUUGGUGCGCAUGAUUGGCCCCAGAUAUCACGCUCUUGCUGUGGAGACUGUAUUUCAGGCGGUUCAGCAGCCCCUUCUCAACAAGCAGAUCUCUUAUGUGCUACUUGAUCUUCUGGUUGAGGAGAUGUUUCCUGAAAUGAAGGGAUGGGCUGCAUGAAACAAGAGAGGAGAAGACAACUUUCCUUUAGUUUUUCUAGCCUCAUUGUGCUGUCUAGUCGUCUUAUCUUCUUUUUAUGUGAUUCAAGACAAAAAGGAUAGCUUAUUUUAUGUUAGGUUGAGACUAUGAACAUUGGCAGAUACCACUAUGGAGUGGGUGAUCGCUGGGUGUGAUAUGUAUAAAUAUGUGUGUUCCAUUGUUUUGAAAUCAUAAAGAUGAUCUCAGGAUCACUACUAUCAGAUGAUAGGUGCCAUUUGUGAAUAUUGCCACUUUUAGAUUACUGGUCAGCUAUCACAAGCAUAAUCAGUCUUGCACUGCCUGGAAAGACAAGUCACUGCUUGCCACUGUCUUAGACAGGUUAUUGUAAUCGUCAAAAAGCUUGUUAGAUUGCACAGCCACCCCAUGGUGUGUCUUAGUGAGAACCAUGCCUUGUUGCACAAGUGCUGAUUGUACUGCCUUGAAAGGUAAAAUGCAUUUAACCUGGAGAAUCCUUUUGUUAGUUUCAAUAAUGCUGGAUAAUACAUGUGGUAGCACGAAGUGUGUACUCCUUAGAUUUUAGUUCUUUAUUACUAGUGCUUGAGAGUGGUGUGCUGAUAUAGUGGCACUUACACGAUUGUAUAACACUUUAUCUAGGUAAUCAAAACUAUAGGUCGGAGUUGGGUAAGGAUAACAUCAACUGCAUUAAGAUAUUAAUUGUCACACUGUGCGAAAGCCAGUAGUGGUUAGGGCACAGUGCAAGAAAAGAGGGAGAAGGCUUAAAUACUGAAGUUAUGCUAUGUUAGCUGCUUAUAAAUGCUAAUUUAUUUUUUGUACAUUGUUUUGUGUUAAUGGCUCUAUGUGGCUAAAUGUAAUAACUCGGUGAAUAAAAAAUUUCCAGAUGCUU
Messenger RNA from Dermacentor albipictus, 3797 nucleotides. Its product is annotated as sorting nexin-14-like. The record is from RefSeq and is a predicted model, not a curated record. Gene Ontology annotation, cellular component: late endosome. Gene Ontology annotation, biological process: autophagosome maturation. Lineage: Eukaryota; Metazoa; Arthropoda; Arachnida; Ixodida; Ixodidae. Gene Ontology annotation, molecular function: phosphatidylinositol binding.